GUUAGGAGGAAAAUCGGCGCUGGGACCUGGCUACAUGCUCGGCUUAUUUGGAUGUUGAGGAAACAUGGCGACCGGCGAAAGGAAGGAGAGGGAGCAGCAACCACUUUGGGAUUAACGCAUCGUUUGAGACAUAUGGAUAUACACGGAGUGCCCCGUACCGACAUAAUUCGCACAUUGGAGGUUAUCUUCAACGCUCACACCGACGCAUUUUGCCGCAAACGCUGCUUACUGGGCUGCCUUUGCCCUGACAAAGCCGCUCAAGAUGAACAUGGUGAAAAGGAUCAUGGGGCGGCCGAGGCAGGAGGAGUGCAGCCCCCAGGACAACGCGCUGGGCCUCAUGCACCUGCGACGCCUCUUCUCCGAGCUGUGCCACCCUCCUCGCCACAUGACCCAGAAGGAGCAGGAGGAGAAGCUCUACAUGAUGCUUCCUGUAUUUAACAGGGUGUUCGGGAACGCACCUCCCAGCAGCAUGAUGGAGAAAUUCUCCGACCUGCUGCAGUUCACCACCCAGGUGUCCCGACUCAUGGUGACUGAGAUCAGACGAAGAGCCUCCAAUAAAUCCACAGAGGCAGCCAGUCGAGCGAUAGUCCAGUUCCUGGAGGUGAAUCAGAGUGAGGAGGCGAGUCGCGGCUGGAUGCUUCUAACCACCAUCAACCUGUUAGCUUCCUCCGGACAGAAAACUGUGGACUGCAUGACGACCAUGUCUGUGCCCUCCACGCUCGUCAAAUGCCUCUACUUGUUCUUUGACCUGCCCCACAUGGCCGAGGCACCUGUAGGCCCCACGUCACAACCGCCACAACCACUACCACCACCACCACCCAGCCAAGAGAAGACGCCAGGGCAAGGGCACACCCAGCCCGAGCUGCCCCUGGCUGACCGUAGGGCGCUCCUCCAGAAAGUCUUUGUCCAGAUCCUGGUGAAGCUCUGCACAUUUGUAUCUCCAGCGGAGGAGCUGGCCCAAAAGGAUGACCUGCAGUUACUGUUUAGCGCCAUCACCUCCUGGUGUCCUCCUCACAACCUGCCCUGGAGGAGGAGUGCUGGGGAGGUGCUCACCACCAUCUCCCGACAUGGCCUCAGCGUCAACGUGGUCAAAUACAUCCACGAGAAGGAAUGCUUGGCCACAUGUGUUCAAAACAUGCAGCAGUCAGACGAUCUCUCCCCUCUGGAGAUCGUUGAGAUGUUUGCUGGCCUCUCCUGCUUCCUCAAAGACUCCAGCGACGUGUCGCAGACCCUGCUGGACGAUUUCCGAAUGUGCCAGGGUUACGCCUUCCUCUGCGACCUCAUGCUCAGACUGGAACAGGCCAAGGAGGACGAAUCAAAAGAUGCUUUGAAGGACCUGGUCAACCUGGUCACCUGUCUGUGCACGUAUGGGGUGACGGAGUUGAAGCCUGCUGGAUUGACAACCGGCGCCCCCUUCCUGUUGCCUGGAUUUGUUCUCCCGCAACCUUCUGGGAAAGGCCAUACAGUGCGUAAUAUUCAGGCCUUUGCGGUGCUCCAAAACGCCUUUCUACGGGCCAAAACAAGCCGCCUGGCGUGCAUGCUCCUGGACGCCAUCGGAAACAUCUACGCAGCCGAACCGGCCAACUAUUUCAUCCUAGAGUCGCAGCACACGCUGUCUCAGUUUGCAGAGCGUGUGGCCAAGCUCCCCGAGGCUCAGACCAAGUACUUUGAGCUGCUGGAAUUUGUAGUCUUCAGCCUCAACUAUGUGCCGUGUAAGGAACUCUUCAGCGUUAGCGUGCUCCUCAAAUCGAGCACUUCGCACGCCUGCAGCAUCACCUCCGUACGGACGCUGCUGAAGCUGGCCAGGCACGACCCGGUGUUCAGCGACGUGCUGCGGGAGGUCGGACUGCUGGAGGUGCUGGUCAACCUACUGCACAAGUACGCGGCAUUGCUCAAAGAACCGGCCUCACAACAGCAACCACACAAUAAUGACCAAGCUGACUGCAAAAACAACACUGUGGCUGAGGAGCAGAAGCAGUUGGCCUGGCUGGUGAUGGAGACUCUGACUGUGCUCCUGCAGGGCUCCAACACCACCAACACUAACGCAGCUCUGUUCAGAGAGUUCGGUGGCGCGCGUUGUGUUCACAACAUCGUGAAGUACCGCCAGUGUCGCGAACACGCAUUGCUCAUCAUUCAGCAGCUUGUCCUGUCGCCCAGCGGUGACGACGACAUGGGAACGUUGCUGGGCCUCAUGCACUCUGCACCGCCCAGUGAGCUGCAGCUGAAGACAGACAUACUGAGGGCUUUGUUAUCCGUGCUACGAGAGAGUCACCGCACUCGGACGGUGUUCCGCAAGGUGGGCGGCUUCGUCUACGUCACCUCGCUUCUGGUGGCCAUGGAGCGCUCGCUGUGUCAGCCGCUGCGACACGGCUGGGAGCGCGUGAACCAGAACCAGGUUUUUGAGCUCCUGCACACAGUCUUCUGCACGCUCACCGCCGCAAUGCGCUACGAGCCAGCCAACUCGCACUUCUUCCGUACGGAGAUCCAGUACGAGAAGCUGGCCGACGCGGUCAGGCUGCUGGGCUGUUUCUCAGACACUAAGAAGCUGGGCCCCACAAGUGUGUUCCCCUCCAACGCUCAGCCUUUCCAGAGGCUCCUGGAGGACGAGGCCGUCCCUGGAGGCUGUGCAGGAGACAGCGUCUGCCCUACGCUCAAGCACUGCAGCAAGCUCUUCAUCUAUCUGUACAAGAUGGCCACAGAUUCUUUUGACAGUCGUGCGGAGCAGGUGCCUCCCUGCCUGACUCAUGAGACCUCACUGCCCUCCCCGUGGGGCACGCCAGCACUCGCCAGGAAGAGACACGGUUACUACGGUACGUCGGGCCCCCCUGCACCAGCGAAAGCCCUGACUGACCUGAAGCUCCACUUAACGAACUCCUCCCACCCCAUUUCCUCAUCGUCCUCAACGGACAUGGUGGUCAUUCACCCAGGGGCCGUGCUGGCCAUGGUGGACCUGCUGCCCUCCGUCUCCUCUGACAGCCAGCCAGAGCAUGCCCUCGACCUGCAGCUGGCAGUCGCCAACAUCCUGCAGCUCCUGGUGAACAGCGAGAGGAACCAGCAGGUGUUGUGUGAAGCCUGCCUCCAUCAGCGACUGUUGCAGCGCUGCAGCCAGGCCCUCAGCGAUGAAGACCACCCUCUGCACCCGCCGCUGCAGAGGAUGUUUGAGAGGCUGGCCUCGCAGGCCCUGCAGCCGAUAGCACUCAGGGAGUUCUUACGGCUUGGAAACCCGCUGAACUGUGGCGCCUGGGACAAGAAGCUGUUGAAGAAUUACCGGGUCCACAAACCGAGCUCUCUCAGCUACGACGCCGAGAUGAGAAACAGCAUGACCACUUCCAUGGAGGGCUUCGGCCCCGACAGCGUCUUCACCACGCCGGCAGAGGACAAUGGCCAGUAUCGCAUCAGCCGCAGCCUUGUGCGCUCUGCUGAGGGCAGCACCGUACCCCUCACCCGAGUCAAGUGCCUGGUGUCGAUGACAACCCCCCAUGACAUUCGCCUGCACGGAUCAGCUGUCACACCUGCAUUCGUGGAGUUUGACAGCUCGCUGGAGGGCUUUGGGUGCCUGUUUCUGCCCAGCCUGGCGCCUCACAACGCUCCCACCAACAACACCAAUGCUUCAGGUGUCAGCGAUGGAGCAGUGCUGAGCGGGAUGGGCGCAGGUGAGCACCUGUUUCCCCCCCCAUCAGGCCUGAGUUACUCCACUUGGUUCUGUGUGGAGAGGUUCAGCACAUCCCCUCAGGCCCACCCCGUGCGGCUGCUGACCAUCGUCCGUCGGGCCAACUCCUCGGAGCAGCAUUACGUGUGUCUGGCUGUGGUGCUGUCAGCCAAAGACCGCUCGCUCACCGUCUCCACCAAGGAGGAGCUGCUGCAGACAUACUCAGCGGAUGAUUCUAGCGAAGAAUCCUCCUUCUACGAGAUCCUUCCCUGCUGCGCUCGAUUCCGCUGUGGCGAGCUGAUCGCUGAGGGCCAGUGGCACCACCUGGUGCUGGUCAUGAGCAAAGGCAUGCUGAAGAAUAGCAUGGCCACGCUGUACAUCGACGGCCAGCUCAUCAGCACUGUCAAGCUUCACUACAUCCACAGUGCUCCAGGCGGCUCCAGCUCCACCAACCCUCCUGUCGUCAGUACUGUUUAUGGGUACAUAGGGACGCCCCCUGCCCAGCGCCAGCUCUCCAGCCUGGUGUGGCGUCUUGGGCCUACCCACUUCCUGGAGGAGUUCCUACCUGCCGCCAGCGUCGCUGCCAUUUAUGAGCUUGGACCCAACUACGUGGGCAGCUUUCAGGCCGUCUACCUCCCCUGUAAGGACUCCAAGGCGGAGGUAGCGCCGGCCUCUCCGGUGGUGCUGGUGCCAGAGGAGAAGGUGUCUUUCAGUCUCUAUGCGCUCUCUGUGUUGACUCUCACUGUGGCCAAAAUCAGGAAAAGCUACAACAAACUGGACAGCAAAGCCAUCGCCAAACAGCUCGCCGUGUCCUCUCAUGAAAAUGCCACUCCAGUAAAACUGAUUCACAAUGCCGCCGGUCACCUUAAUGGUCCCGCACGCACCAUCGGAGCUGCUGUGAUUGGAUACUUAGGUGUUCGUGCAUUCGUGCCCAAACCUGUGGCCACCAACCUGCAGUAUGUGGGAGGGGCAGCGGCCAUUUUGGGUCUGGUUGCCAUGGCGUCAGAUGUGGAGGGACUGUAUGCGGCUGUCAAGGCUUUAGUGUGUGUUGUAAAAAGCAACCCACUGGCUAGUAAGGAGAUGGAGCGCAUCAAAGGUUACCAGUUGCUGGCUAUGCUUCUAAAGAAGAAGCGCUCGCUGCUAAACAGUCACAUCCUCCACCUCACCUUCUCUCUGGUGGGAACAGUUGACAGCGGCCACGAAACCUCCAUCAUCCCCAACUCCACGGCCUUCCAGGACCUACUGUGUGACUUUGAGGUUUGGCUGCACGCUCCCUACGAGCUCCAUCUGUCUCUGUUCGAGCACUUCAUUGAACUGCUGACAGAAUCCAGUGAGGCAGCUAAAAAUGCUAAACUCCUGAGAGAGUUUCAGCUCAUCCCAAGACUGCUGCUCACCCUGAGAGACACCACACUGUCCCAGCCCACCGUCGCCGCCAUCAGCAACGUGCUCAGUCUGCUGCUGCAAGGCUUCCCCAACCCAUACGACCUGCUGCGGUUUGGCCAGUUCAUCUCCUCCACUCUUCCCACAUUUGCCGUGUGUGAGAAGUUUGUUGUCAUGGAAAUCAAUAAUGAGGAGAAGAUAGACGGAGGAAAUGAUGACGACUUUAGUGGCCUCCUAUCAGCAAACCUCAUUCUGCUGAGAAAUCGACUGCUGGACAGCCUUCUUAAACUGCUUUUCACCACGAAAGAGAAGUGCACAGUUAAUGCCCAGGCGUGUGAGGAGCUGGUGCGAACGCUGGGCUUUGAUUGGCUCCUGAUGUUCAUGGAAGAACAUCUCCACUCCACCACAGUGACGGCAGCUCUGUGGAUCCUGGUGGUGCUGCUCUCCAAUCAGUCGAUCCUCAACCGCUUCAAAGAGGGCCUGUGCGGAGGAGGCUGGCUGGACCACACCGACUCCGUCCUGACCAAUAAGAUCGGCACAGUGCUGGCAGACGCCUCUCCUCACUCUGGCAACGCUUUCCGUCGGAGUUGGCCUUCGUUCAGUAAACAGAGAGCUGCACAGUUUGUGCGCCGAACAGCCAAGGGAUUCAACGUGGGUCGCAGUGCCGGCGGGCGCUCCACAUUGCGGGAGAUCAACCGGGACGCUUGCCAUUUCCCAGGAUUCCCUGUUCUGCAGACACUGCUGCCCAAACACACCAACGUACCCGAACUCUACUUCCUGCUCAUGGCUCUCUUCCUGCAGCAGCCUGUCAUCGAGCUCCCAGACAGCCUGCAGGUACAUUUUGAUCUGGACUCUAUCUGGACCUUCAUCUUUGGCGUGCCGGCAUCCAGUGGGACGGUGGUGGCCUCUAUCCAUAGUGUUUGUACUGAGGCUGCUUUCCUGCUGCUGGCCAUGCUGCGCAGCAUGCUUAACCUGCCUUGGCAGUCAGAGGAGGAAGGUUCCUGGCUCAGGGAGUACCCAGUAACACUCAUGCAGUUCUUUAGAUACCUUUACCACAACGUGUCCGACCUUGCACCAAUGUGGCACAGCCCAGAGUUCCUCUGUGCCCUGGCAGCAGCUGUCUUUCCCUUCAACAUCAGACCGUACUCUGAGAUGGUCACUGAUUUGGACGAUGAAGCGAGUUCUCCCACCGAAGAGUUCAAGGCCUUCACUGGGGACUCUGGCAUGAACCGCAGCCAGUCUGAAUACUGCAACGUGGGCUCCAAGACGUCCCUGACCAACCACCCGGCCAAAAAAUAUGUCUUUGACUUCAUGAGGGUUCUGAUCAUGGACAACCUCUGCAUGACCCCAGCCAGCAAGCAGACACCCAUCAUUGAUAUGCUGCUGGAGGCUUCCCCGGAGCGCUCCACCAGAACUCAGCAGAAGGAGUUUCAGUCCAACAUCCUGGACAGCGUCAUGGAGCAUCUACUGGCUGCUGAUGUCCUUCUAGGCGAAGAUGCCUCGUUGCCCCUCAGCAGCGGGGGCAGUUAUCAGAUUUUGGUCAACAACGUCUUCUACUUCACCCAGCGGGUGGUGGACAAGCUGUGGCAGGGCAUGUUCAACAAGGACUCCAAGCUCGUGGUGGACUUCAUCGUGCAGCUCAUUGGACAGUCUAAGAGGCGUUCGCAGGGACUUUCUCUCGACACCAUCUACCACUGUCUGAACCGGACGGUGCUCUACCAGCUCUGCCGACCCCACAAGACGGUAGCACAGCAGGUGGCCCUGCUGGAUGCCCUGCGGGUCCUGACCGUCAACCGCAACCUGGUGCUCGGGCCAGGCAACCACGACCAGGACUUUGUGGCCUGCCUAGCUCACUGCUUCAUCUGCCUGCACAGCGGGAGUAGUGUGGACGGCUUCGGUUUGGAGGCGGAGGCCAGGAUGACGACCUGGCACGUCAUGAUGCCCACGGAGAACGAGUCUGACACCACGCACAGUCACGACGUCAGCGAGGGGCGGCAGCUCCUGCUGAAGGCGGUGAACCGUGUGUGGACGGAGCUGAUGCACAGCAAGCGCCAGAUGCUGGAGGACAUCUUCAAAGUGUCUCUGCCCUGCAAUGACAGAGGACACGUGGACAUCGCCACAGCCCGUCCCGCUUUGGAAGAGCCGGCCCUGAAGAGCUGGCAGAACCACCUGGUUCAUGAGAAAAAGUACAUCAGUCGUGGGGAAGCAGUGGCACCAGCGACUCAGUCCAAACUGUCCAGAGUCAGCAGCGGCUUCGGCCUCUCCAAGCUGACCGGCGUCCGGCGCAACAAGAAGGAGAACAGCCUGAAUAAGAACAGCCUGUCUGCACAGGAGACUUUCCAGUGGAUGUUCACACACAUCGCUGUUGUCCGGGACUUGGUGGCCAUGCAAUACAAGGAAUAUCAAGAGCGGCAGCAGAACGCCCUCAAGUACGUGACGGAGGAGUGGGCAUCCAUCGAAUACGAGCUGCUGCGUGAACGAGGCCUCUGGGGCCCGCCAAUCGGCUCCCACUUGGACAAGUUUAUGCUGGAAAUGACGGAGGGGCCCUGCCGAAUGAGGAAGAAGAUGGUCCGCAAUGACAUGUUUUACAUCCACUACCCGUACGUCCCAGAGACGGAGACCAACACCAACUCAGCACAGAAACCUCUGCGUUACCGCCGCGCCAUCAGCUACGACAGUAAGGAGUAUUUCAUGCGUUUGCUGUCCGGAAACCCCGGCAUGUACCAGCACUCUGUAGAGCACAGCACCGAGGGAGAGACCACACACCAAGAGCUGGAGCACGGAGAGGACACCAUCGCUAAAGUCAAAGGCCUGGUGAAGGCUCCACUGAAGAGGUCUCGGUCCACAGCGGACGGUGCAGAUGAGGACAGUCAGGACCAGCUUCAGGAGCAGCUAUUAGAGUCAGGAGGCCCCGAAGAGGAGCAGAAGACUGACAACACGUCCCUGCUGAGACUCCUGGAGGAGGGAGAGAAGAUUCAGCACAUGUACCGCUGUGCCAGAGUGCAGGGUCUCGACACCAGCGAGGGUCUGCUGCUGUUUGGGAAGGAGCACUUCUACGUCAUCGACGGCUAUACCAUGACUGUGUCCAGGGAGAUCAGGGACAUCGACACGCUGCCACCCAAUAUGCACGAGGCCAUCAUCCCCAGAGGAGCGAGACAAGGACAGAGCCAGUUAAAGAGAACCUGCAGCAUCUUUGCCUAUGAAGACAUUAAGGAGGUUCACAAGAGGCGCUACCUGCUGCAGCCCAUGGCGGUGGAAGUCUUUUCAGCGGAUGGGAGAAACUACUUGCUAGCCUUCCAGAAAGGAGUUCGCAACAAGGUUUACCAAAGGUUCUUGGCGGUGGUGCCCUCGCUGGCUGACAGCUCUGAGUCUGUUUCAGGCCAGAGACCCAACACCAGCGUGGAACAAGGAUCUGGACUUCUCAGCACACUGGUUGGUGAGAAGUCAGUGACUCAGAGAUGGGAGCGAGGAGAGAUCAGUAACUUCCAGUACCUGAUGCAUCUGAACACCCUGGCCGGACGCUCCUACAACGACCUGAUGCAGUAUCCGGUGUUCCCCUGGAUCCUGGCCGAUUACGACUCAGAGGAGCUGGACCUCACCAACCCAAAGACAUUUCGUAACCUCGCCAAGCCGAUGGGCGCCCAGACUGACACCCGGCUAACGCAGUACAAGAAGCGGUACAAGGACUGGGAAGACCCCAACGGUGAAACCCCGGCGUACCACUACGGCACUCAUUACUCGUCAGCCAUGAUUGUGGCCUCCUACCUGGUCCGGAUGGAGCCCUUCACGCAGAUUUUCCUCAGACUUCAGGGAGGACACUUCGACCUGGCUGACAGGAUGUUCCACAGCGUGCGUGAAGCCUGGCUCUCUGCUUCCAAACACAACAUGGCCGACGUCAAGGAGCUCAUCCCGGAGUUCUUCUAUCUGCCCGAGUUCCUGCUAAACUCCAAUAACUUUGACCUGGGUGCCAAGCAGAAUGGGACCAAACUGGGUGACGUCAUUCUCCCACCCUGGGCUAAGGGUGACCCCCGGGAGUUCAUCAGAGUCCACAGAGAGGCGUUGGAGUGCGACUACGUAUCGGCCCACCUCCACGAAUGGAUCGACCUGAUUUUCGGCUACAAGCAGCAGGGCCCUCCGGCUGUGGAGGCGGUCAACGUCUUCCACCACCUCUUCUACGAGGGUCAGGUGGACAUCUACAACAUCAACGACCCGCUCAAAGAGACGGCCACCAUCGGCUUCAUCAACAACUUCGGACAAAUCCCCAAACAGCUGUUCAAGAAGCCCCACCCUCCUAAACGGGUACGUAGUAAAGCCAACGGCGACGUUGCCGGCGUUCCUCCGAGCUCCAACAGCGACAAGAUCUUCUUCCAUCACUUGGACAACCUCAGACCUUCUCUUGCACCAGUUAAAGAGCUGAAAGACCCUGUGGGACAGAUUGUGUCCACCGACAAGGGCAUCCUCGCUGUAGAGCAAAACAAAGUUCUGGUUCCCCCCACCUGGAGCAAGACCUUUGCUUGGGGUUACGCCGAUCUCAGCUGUCGCCUGGCUAACUAUGACUCCGACAAGGCACUGGUGGUGUACGAGUGUCUGUCAGAGUGGGGCCAGAUCUUCUGUGCCAUAUGUCCAAACCCAAAGCUGGUUAUCACCGGUGGCACCAGCACCGCCAUCUGUGUGUGGGAGACGGGAACCUCAAAGGAGAGGGCAAAGUCGCUUAUGCUCAAACAGGCGCUGCUUGGCCACACGGACGCCGUGACGUGUCUGACGGCGUCUUCGGCGUACCACAUUGUCGUCAGUGGCUCACGGGAUCGAACUUGCAUCAUCUGGGACCUCAACAAGCUCUCCUUCGUCACACAGCUCAGGGGGCACCGAGCGCCCGUCUCGGCUCUGUGUAUCAAUGAACUGACGGGGGACAUCGUGUCCUGCGCGGGCACCUACAUUCACGUGUGGAGCAUCAACGGCAGCCCCAUCGCCAGCGCCAACACCUUCACCGGCCGCAGCCAGCAGAUCCUCUGCUGCUGCGUGUCGGAGAUGAACGAGUGGGACACGCAGAACGUCAUCGUCACCGGCCACUCGGAUGGCGUUGUGAGGUUUUGGAGAAUGGAGUUCCUCCAGGUACCAGAAACCCCUGCUCCUGAGCCUGUAGAGCCAGAUGUGCCUGACUGCUGUGCUGACGAGAAGAUCGAGGGCGGUGAGAGUCACAAUGGUGAUGAUGACAGCAGUGAGUCGGAUGCAGACGAGCCCAGUCUGAGCCAAGAGCCCAGAGCGCCACGCAACCCCUCGACAGGUGGAGGCAGCCAGCCGGGUAGCACCGUCCACAGACCCAGAGGUCCCUCUGCCCGAGCAGGAGCAUCUUGGUCGAUGGACAGCGGCUCUGACGACUCUCACCGCUGGUCAGACACCCUCAGCAUCGACGAGAAGGACGGAUUCGUGUUUGUAAAUUACUCUGAGGGCCAAACUAAAGGCGCUCACCCAGCUCACUCAGGCCAGGGCUCAGCGCCUCAGCCGCUGCAUCCCUCCACUAUGGAGGCACGGACAUAUAACCAGCUCAGGGCAGGCUACAGAUGGGAGCGCCAGCUGGUCUUCCGGAGUAAGCUCACCAUGCACACGGCUUUUGAUCGCAAGGAUAACGCUCACCCAGCUGAGAUCACCUCCCUCGCCAUCUCCAAGGACCACAGUAAAAUCCUGGUAGGUGACGGCCGUGGCAGAGUGUUUAGCUGGUCGGUCAGCGACCAGCCCGGCCGCUCGGCAGCAGACCACUGGGUGAAGGACGAGGUAGUGGACAGUUGCUCCGGCUGCACGGUUCGCUUCUCGCUUACUGAGCGACGCCACCAUUGUAGGAACUGCGGACAGCUCUUCUGCCAGAAGUGCAGUCGCUUCCAAUCAGAGAUCAAACGGCUGAAGAUCUCGUCACCUGUGCGUGUUUGUCAGAACUGUUAUUACAACCUCCAGCAUGAGCGAAGCGUCGAGGACGGCUGCAGAAACUGAGCUCCACGUCCACCCGCCGCCAGCCCCAAAACAAGCCCCUCCUGAGGACCCGGCGAGCAUUUCAUUCCUCUAUCCGACUUCCCUCUGCAUCUCCCAAAACUCCUUCCUCCUAAACCCUCAGUAACCACGUGUACUGUACCGCACCGACAGGGUGUUGCAGGAGGGAGCGACUGAAGUACGGCGGCGGAGCUCAGCAAAGGAAAAAGGAUGUGAACGAGGACAACAGAUCGCAAAGAACAUGGAAAGAAACUCAGUCCCCACUUUUACCACCGGCACUCACCUGGAGCGGAGGGAAAAAAAAACGCAGCACGCACGAAUCAGUCAUCCGCCAUCUUUGCUUAGAGAUCAAGAAACAGGCAAAACUCCUUCAGCUUUCACAGCAGGAUGAUAAAAGACAAAAACUUGUUGAUAGUGUAAAUAGGUAUCACAGCCUUUUUAACUCUAAAAGGAGCAAACACAGAACAAAAAAUAAGGUCAAUGAAGUAAAAAGAAAUGCCUGUAACAUAGCGUUGUGACUAACCACUCCUGGCUUUAAAAAAACAGAAAAAAUGAUUGUGUGUAGUCUGCGUCACGAGUCACAGCGAGAAUAACACGGAGGGGAGGGAGGGAGAUGAAUGUCCAUAAUUAAUGUCUCUGGGUUGACCGUACUAGUGGGUCUAGUUAUGCAAAAUGACUUCUUUAUAAUUUCCCGAUCGUUUUGUUGUUUACACACCUGUGAUUUAUUCUGUGAGAGUGUCAAACCGUCGCCACGCGGACAGAGAGGUUUACUCUCUGAUUGUCAUUUCCUCUUUUUUUUAUUGCCAAACUGUUUUCUUGUGUCAGUUAUGAUGUUUAAUUUGUAAGAUGUCAUCUGUUCAGUCCUUUUUUCCCAUUUGGAGAUUUUUUUUUUAUUUUAGUUACUGCUGCUUUCUGAAGACUACAAACUUUAUCGUGUUCAGUUUGACUUUGAUUUUUCUUGUUAGAACCAUAUCACUCCUUUCAUUUUGUGGUUCCUUCUGCAUUAUUAUAAUUUGUUAUUAAGAGAGAGAAAAAAUCGGGUCAUCCUGUGUAAAAAGGUUAAAAGUAACACACAUGCGUCCCGUAACUGCACAUUUAGCGUCCAUCGUGUCCUUUCUUUUUUGACCGUACAGCUUUAAAGCAGCUUCUUGAAUGCACACUAAAAAGGGACUUCCUCAUGAACUGUGUUUUGUUUUUUUAUUUAUAGUGUUGGUUUCUAUUGAGGAUUUGCUGGAUUUUUACUCCCCUGUGGCAUUAUCACAGCAGCUCUUAACACUCGUUAUCCUCACUCACUGGAGCUGCAGCCAAGCACCUUUUUAUUAAAGAGAUGUUUCAGAGUAUAUGUAGACGUUGGAGGAGGUGUAAAUAGUCACGCAGGCCGUUGGAUUUUUAAUAAGUCUUGGCGUGUUUUGUCUUUAAAGGUAAAGACUAGGCCAGACAGACUUGCAGAGUAUUCUUGUUUUGCUUUUCUUUACCAUAUUUUACAGUUGGGGUAAAGCUGCAGGAGAGCGAGUCUGUAGGUUUCUUUUCCUACCAUUAUAUCAGUGCUAUGGCUUCAUAUUCCAUCCUUGUUGCUCCUGCAGGGGAAGAGAAGACAUGGAUUUUGAUGUGACACUUUAGACUGAGAGCAUAAAAUGAACCUCAUGCCCUUCAGUUGUUGACGUUAAUAAACCUUUUGACUUGAUCUAACUUGAUUGUAGAGUUGAUUAAUUUAAUGUUUUUCAGACGUCUGAAUUCAUUUGCAGCUUAACUGUUUAAAUGUAAAAGGACUUGGAUUGUUGCACUAACAUAACACGGGACAAACUCAAACCUAUGGGGUGUCAUUUGUGCCAUCAGAUUAGUGACUGUCACUUUAACAGUGACCAAAUAACCCCAACAAUCAGAUGACUCCCUGUGAGCAAGAACUUGGCGAAAGUGGAAAGGAAAAACUCCCUUUUACCGGAAGAAACCUUCGGCAGAACCAGGCUCAGGGAGCGGUGACGGUUAUCUUAUUACUUGAGACCAGAAUCCGAAGAAAUUAAAAUUACUUAAUUCUUCAUUUCAUCUGAAAAGGCAAAAAUCAGCAAUUUCAGGCGAUUGUCGUUGGACUAAAUGCAUUUUUGAGAUUCUCUGUAGCACAAAUGUUAGCUCAUAGAAACCAAACUCUAGCCGGGACAGAGACUCAACCUGAGCAAGGAAACAUAAAAAUGUGAAGUACUCAAAGGAGUUUAAACACUAUAAAAACUCGUUUCUCUGCCCCGCUGAGACAGCGAUAUCAGAGGUUUUAUCUGCUUUCAUAUUGUUGAAUGUAACUUGAUCUUUUGUCAACACAAAUCCAUGUUUGGCUCUUUCUGCGUUAAAGACUGCACAUCUCCCCUCACUCGGUUUGUGGUUCUGUGGGCAAACUGUGCAUUCAAGGGCUGCUUUCUUUCUUCCUUUGUACGUCCCACAAGUCUUCACAGGCAUUUAAUGUUCACCCUCACCGCUCCUUGUAAUAAUAAUAAUAUGCACUCAUGUUAUUGUCCUCCUUUAUAUCAUUUUGCCUUUCUGUACUGUAACUUAGCGUGCAAUCAUGCCAUCCAGCUGAAACGGCCGAGUCGGCUUCUAUCAAUCGAGGAUUCCUUUUGCACCUUCACGUGUACAAAAAGAGAAAAAAACAGUCAAGUUUUUAUUGAAUGAAGUUUUUUGUUUUAACUGAAAGGUGCAUUUCACAGCAGAUAAAUGAACUGUACAAAGUAUUUAUGCAAUUAUAACUGGGUUUAGAUUUUUUUUUUAUAUAUAAUUAUUGUGAUUUCAGCAAGUUUUGUUACUUGUUGCAUGUCUAUUAACACAGCUGACUUUCUGUGUCAGUGCAUUGUACAUGUUCGGCAUUAGAUUAUCUCUCUUUUUUUGCUGGAUUUAUUCUGUUUUUGUUUUUCUUUGAGGCAUUGUUUGACGGGUCAUACCGAGCGACAGGUUUGUGUAGAUCAUGAUCAUGACCCCGACUCUGGGUGGACUUUUGUACUCUUUAUGGGGGAAAAAAUAAUUAAGGAUUAAUCGAAAGCAAAAAAAGAAAGAAGGAAAAAAAAAAGGAGAAAUCUGGAUUAUUUUGGUGGUCUUGUAUUAGACUGCGUUACUACAGUAUCUGGUGUGCAAUCUGUAAUAGCUGAAUGUUCCUUGUAUAUUUGUGUUCACUACAUCCUACGAGAGAAAAAACCCACAGUAGAGUAACCUCCCCGUCCCCCAUUACAGAAACAAAAUGUUACAAUAAUGCAAUAGAUCUGGUACUUAUUCUUUUUAAUUUCAUUUCAAUAAAAAAUUGCUGUUUCCC
This is a messenger RNA of Pelmatolapia mariae (spotted tilapia), 14300 nucleotides long. RefSeq names its product WD repeat and FYVE domain containing 3 (gene wdfy3). The transcript is spliced from 68 exons. Gene Ontology annotation, molecular function: protein binding; metal ion binding. The coding region runs from base 263 to 11014 and encodes 3583 amino acids. The record is from RefSeq and is a predicted model, not a curated record. Lineage: Eukaryota; Metazoa; Chordata; Actinopteri; Cichliformes; Cichlidae. Gene Ontology annotation, biological process: aggrephagy.